Molecule: messenger RNA, 3180 nt
Organism: Nematostella vectensis (starlet sea anemone)
Lineage: Eukaryota; Metazoa; Cnidaria; Anthozoa; Actiniaria; Edwardsiidae
Product: N-acetyl-beta-glucosaminyl-glycoprotein 4-beta-N-acetylgalactosaminyltransferase 1
Exons: 22
Coding region: 1-2058 (685 amino acids)
Cellular component (GO): Golgi cisterna membrane
Molecular function (GO): acetylgalactosaminyltransferase activity
Source: RefSeq, a predicted model, not a curated record
AUGCUGCUGGUGAAUAUGAAACAAGGAUUUCAUCGGAUGUUAAUUCGAAUCAUUUUAAUUGCCGCCUGUGUCAUAGUCUUCCAAGCGGUGAUAUUCAUGUUUCUUCAGCUGAAUAAUUCUACUCGGAGCUGCGUGAAUUCCGUAAACUGUGCGAAGGUGUUGUUUUUAGGUGUCUACAAAUCUGUACGCACUUCUUUGUCCGAUGUCAAAGCGCAAAAACUUACUAAAACUUUUUACCGAGAAAAACAUGGCGCUUCUUCAUCACAAGAAAGGGAUGCGAGCAUCAAAUGUCCUCCAACGGGAUUAAAUAAUCAGGCAUUCCGAGGUCGUCUUAAUGUGCAUGUGUGGUAUGGCUGGUGUGGAUGUACGGUGGACGACUUGCGAAGGGACCCGGAUUUCCCGUACAAACCAACGGUACGAGGGGCCAUCAGGAAUUUCGCCACAAGGAAAACCACACGCCAGUUUCUUGGAAAACGGAUCUUCGGAUACAUUCAUCCGCCUAAAACCGGUAGCUACAAAUUCGCGAUUGCUUCAGAUGAUGGUUCAGAGCUGUGGCUCAGUACCGACCGGUAUCCGAGCAACUCCCGAUUGAUUGCUUACGUUGGAGAGCCAGAUAAUCAGUACGCUGGUGCGACUGAUGUGGGAGAAUUUUCCAAGUAUUUGUCACAAAUCUCGACUAACAUCAGCCUACAGGAAGACAAUGUGUAUUUUAUCGAGGCGUAUCACAAGCAGAAGGGAGAUUCAGAGCACAUGGAAGUCACGUGGCAAAUUCCUGGGACUGAACAGUUAGAGACUAUUACCACAAAGCACAUCUCCAUGUACAUGGCUGACAAGCCAUCAUGGAGUGUUAUGUCACCAAGCCGAGCUGAACUCUGUCUGAAUAGGCAAGAUCCAAGCGUACAUAUCAGGUUUAACAAAUAUAUGUCAACCCAGUUGCCGGAUAUUCGAGAUACGUACUUCAUAACAGCUCCGAUCAUUGACCACAGUGACGUCAAGAAUGUCUUGGACACGUGUUCGUACACAACGCUACGCAAGACAAACGUUUCACAGUUUGAUGCGCAUAUGUCAGGAAUGAUUCGCCAUUCCAAGGUUUAUCCCAGCGAUCACACAGACGCUUACAAGUCGAAUGGGCCUGAGGACAUCAGCAUAGGGAAUGAAGUCAUCCAAGAAAAGGAAGCGCGCGAAGUAGUUACUGAGUAUAUGGAAGCACUGAAGCGACGGAAAGGGGAUACGUACGAGCUGGUCGAACUGAUUCAACUUGAAUCAAGGGAACACCACGAGGCUGGGCGCAGAUAUCUUCUUGAAAUGGAGCUGAUGGAGAAAAGCUCAGGACAAGCUAUGCGUCUAUCCGAGCAUGUAUAUCGAAAGGAUAGCGAAAGUAAACUGUGCUCCCCGAGCGGGUUUGAUUGGAGACAGGACGUCAACGUCUAUAUGGUUAUCACAGUCAUGAACUAUGGCAAAUGGAUCACGGACCUGGUGAGGCAGCUAUCAAAGCUCUACCACAGUGGGAUCGAGAGGAAUUUCUACUUGGUCGUCAUUGAUUUUAACAGCACAGAUAUAGACAUGAGAAGGAUGCUUGAGAACAGCGGAAUCAGUGAUAGGUAUUUCCUUAUCAAAAAGAAAGGCCCGUUUUACAAGACCCAAGCUCUCAACGAGGGUGCAGCUUUAAUCAAGGACCCCCACAGCAUCGUCUUCACAAUGGAUCUACAUCUCAAACUACCCGCGGACAUUUUCGACGCAAUCAGAAAGCAUACUCUGGAAGGACUCACACUCUUCGUCCCUAAGCUAGUCAAACUCAAAUGCGGCUACUCGCCCCAGUACCCUCAGGGAGGCUGGGACACGCUCGGAUACGGCCUACUGGGCAUCUACAAAACGGACUGGGACCGAAUUGGUGGCAUGAAUGAGGUUGAGUUUAAACACAAGUGGGGAGGCGAGGAUUGGGAAAUUAUGGACAGAGCGAUAGCAGCAGGACUAGAGCCGCAGAGAAUCUGCCUUCCUCAUUUAUAUCACAUGUUCCACUCACGUGAGCAAGACUGGUACGAGGAGGCCCGAUUAUAAUACCAUGACAACCGCCAAUCAGUCGAGGACGUGGUACAAGGAGAUACAGAUUAUGACUCGGAUAUGAUACCAUGGCACCUUUCAAUCAACGUCAUUGAGUAUGAGAGUUCCAAGGCAAAAAGAGAGCCAUGUUAUGAUGAUCCAGAUAUGAUACCAUAACAACUGUCAAUCAACGACAUUGAGUAUGAGAGGACCAAGGCACAAAGAGAGCCAUGUUUUGAUGACCCGGAUAUGAUACUAUAGCAACUGUCAAUCAACGUUAUGAAAGUACAUGGAGAGACAUAAAAAGUGACGGUGUCUAUCAUCGAUACAACACCUAUUUACAGCAAAACAUUUAUAGAACAAAUCUGCAUCUUCCAAAUAGCGAACAAUUUUUUUUCGCCAGUCAAACUCCACUAAGCGAACAACUCUUUCUAGGUCGGCGUUAGAUGACCAAAAUAGCACCGACCAACAAAACGCUUUUAAGCGUUAAAAAAUAACCAGUUAAAAAAAGUAUGAAGAAACAGCUAUAUAUUUUACCUAAGGUCUCUAUAAAAGAAAAUAGAUUCGGUUCCAUAUUAUUAUUGUUCGAUUUGUAGUUUGCUGGAACAUUCAAAAACAGGAACAAAUUCAGUCACAAAAACUAUACUUAUCAAAAGUUGAAAUAACUUGUUUUUAUUAAUGUUUGUAACAUUAAUUUAAAGAAGGAAGUCGGGCAAAUGUGUGUUUCUUUAUUGCGGGAAAAUGAUUUCAUUCUAAGGCAGAUUUUGCUGUUUCUUCAAGGUGAGAAAAGCAGUUGUGAGAUCCUGCUUGACGGUUGCGUACGAAUGUGUAGUUCCAGAAAAUACCCAUACCCCCCCCCCCCCCCCCCAUUGAGAGGGUUGGAAAUUCCAGAGGGGUGGGGAGUCAUACCCUCGACCCCCUCAAUAGGGGGUAUGGUUAUUUUCUGGAACUACACAAUACUCCUUUGCUUUAUCACAUAAACCUCAACAUGGAACCCAUUAAUCUGCACAGUUGUUUCACUUUACGAGUUAACCAUUAACUGACAGUUGUGCAAUGAACAUGUAUAAUUACUUAGCAUCAUAUUCUAAAACUAUAUAUCAUAUUCUAAAUUGUCAGAUAAAUGCUGUUUCCUCCGGUGAA